AUAUUUUUAUUUUUUCUCCCCCCCAGGUGCCCCCGAGGAGGACAAGCCCUUCCUGGCCCCCCCCGCGGGCAAAUUCAGCCGCAGCCUCUCGGUGCCCGGCUCGGACGAGAUCCCCCCUCCCCCCACCACCUCCCCCCCCGAGCCCCCCUACACCGCCCCUCCCCCCCCCAGCCCCAGGGGGGGUCCCUGGCGCCUUUACAACCUGGGGGGGGGUCCCAGGGGGGGUGGGGGAGGGGCGGGGGGCCCCCCCAAGCCGCUGCGCCGCAAGGGCCCCCUGGUCAAACAGACCAAGGUGGAGGAGGGGGGCGCGGGGGGAGGGGCGGCCGGGGGAGGGGCGGGCGCCGACAAGAGCUCUAUCGCGAUACCCACGAUAGUCGUCAAAGCCCCCUCCACCAGCAGCUCGGGCCGCAGCAGCCGCGGCAGCAGCGUGGAGGCCGAGGGGGGGGUGGGGGGAGGGGCGGCGCCGUCGGAGGGGGGAGGGGCCGCUCCGGCGGGCGGGGGAGGGGCGGUGGCGGCGGUGGGUGGGGGAGGGGCGGCGGGGGACGCCCCUCCCCCCUCCUCGGGGUUGGAUUUCACCUCGCAGUUCGGGGCGGCGCUGGUGGGGGCGGGGCGGCGCGAGUGGGGGGCGGGGCGGCGCUCGGCGCUCUUCCUCAGCACCGAGGAGGAGGAGGAGGGAGGGGGGGGAGGGGCGGGUGGGGGAGGGGCGGGGCUGGGCGUGGCCUCGCCCUCGCCGCGCUUGCGUCACUCCAAGAGCAUCGACGAGGGGAUGUUCGUGGCCGGGCUUUGGGGGCCGCCCCUCCCCCACCACGCGCAGAACCCCUCCCCCACCGCUCCGGAGGGGCGGGUCCGCUUCGCCGACACGGGUGGGGGAGGGGCUCUGCUCGCCCUUCCCCCCCCCGCCCCCUCCGUGGACGGCGACGAGGAGCUGCUGCUGGCCGAGCCCCUCCCCCCGCCCCUGGAGUUCGCCAACAGCUUCGAGACCCCUCCCCCCGCGCUGCCGCCCCUCCCCCACCCGCAGGACGGACCCCCCCCUCCCCCCCAGGUGGGCGACUCGGCCACCUCGAGCCUCACCUCGUACGACAGCGAGGUGGCCACGCUGACCCAGAGCGGGGGUGGGGGAGGGGCUGGCCACGACCCCCGGCGCGCGGGGGGAGGGGCCGGCGGUGGGGGAGGGGUGUUCGGGGUCGCCCCUCCCCCCCCCGAGGGCGCCGAGGCGGUGACGGACUCGGGGAUCGAGGAGGUGGACAGCAGGAGCAGCAGCGACCACCCCCCCGAGGGGCCCCCCGAGUUCGGCGGGGGUGGGGGAGGGGCGGGGACCCCCGAGGGGGCACCCCCAGCCAGAGCCGAGGAGCGGCGUGGGCGAGAGCGGGGCACGAGGGAGGAUUCGGCGGGAGGCACAGGCUCCCGGACUCCACCGCCCCUCCCCCCCCUCCCCCUCCUCCAAGCCCCUCCCCCCCUCCGCCCUCUUCCCCCAUUGGCCGCCGCCCCCCCCAAACCCACGGGGGGCGUGGCCGUGGGGGGCGACCUGGACGUGCGCCCCCCCCUCCGCCGCGCGCCCAGCCCCGCCCCUCCCCCCUCGGAGCGCCGCGGCAGCCCCGCCCCCCGCCCCGCCUCCCUGCCCACCUUACCUGCGGCUCACCUGUACGGCGGCACCUGGGAGCUGCGCGGCGCCUUCCCCGACGCGUCCCCGGCGCGCUCGCUGUCGCCGCCCCGCGCCGCCGCCCCCGGGAAGCCGUUCGGGGCCAAGCCCUUGGCGUUCUGGAGCAAGUUCGACGUGGCGGACUGGCUGGAGUCGCUGAACCUGGGCGAGCACCGCGCGCGCUUCCUGCACAACGAGAUCGACGGCACUCACCUGCCCGCGCUCACCAAGGAGGAUUACAUCGACCUGGGCGUGACGCGCGUGGGGCACCGCAUGAACAUCGACCGCGCCCUGCGCCUCUUCCUCGAGAGGUGAUGGAGCCCCGCGGCGGCGCAGGUGGGGAGGGGGGCGGGGGGGCGCGGGCAGGUGUGCGGGGGAGACCCUCAGGUGAGGGGGAGAGGAUGUUGAGAACCGGGGGGAGAUCUUCAGGUGUGCGGGGGAGACCCUCAGGUGUGCGGGGGAGAUCCCUCAGGUGUGCGGGGGAGACCCUCAGGUACCCCAGGUACCGGGAAGAGACUCGGAGGUGUGCGGGGGAGUCCCUCAGGUGUGCGGGGGAGGCCUUCAGGUACCCCAGGUACCGGGAAGAGACUCGCAGGUGUGGGGGAGAGAUCCUCAGGUGUGGGGGAGAGACUCGCAGGUGUGGGGGAGAGAUCCUCAGGUGUAGGGGAGGGGUCUUCAGGUGCCAGGGAGGGACUCCCAGGUGUGGGGGAGAGAGGGGGAGAGGAGGGAGAUGAGUGUGCAGCGGGAUCCAGGUGUGUGAUGGGAUCCGAGUGUGCAACGGGAUCCAGGUGUGGAACGGGGUGUGGACAUGGGAAUGUAACGGGAUCCAGGUGUGCAAUGGGAUCCAGGUGUGCAACGGGAUCUCAAUGUGUAACGGGAUCUGGGCAUGGGAAUGUGGUUGGAUCUCAGUGUGUAAUGGGAUCUCAGUGUGCAAUGGGAUCUGAAUGUGGAACGGGAUCCAAAUGUGGAACGGGAUCUGGGCAUGGGAAUGUGAUGGGAUCCCCAGUGUGUAAUGGGAUCCAGGUGUGUAAUGGGAUCUGGACAUGGGAAUGUAAUGGGAUCUCGGGUGUGCAAUGGGAUCCCAGUGUGUAACAGGAUCUGGGCAUGGGAAUGUAACGGGAUCCGAGUGUGCAACGAGAUCCCAGUGUGGAACAGGAUCCAGAUGUGUAACGGGAUCGGGACAUGGGAAUGUGAUGGGAUCCCAGUGUGUAAUGGGAUCUCAGCACGUAAUGGGAUCCCAGUGUGCAAUGGGAUCCAGGUGUGCAAUGGGGUGUGGGCAUGGAAUGUAACGGGAUCCAGGCGUGCAACGAGAUCCCAGUGUGGAACAGGAUCCAGAUGUGUAACAGGAUCUGGACAUGGAAAUGUAAUGGGAUCCCAGUUUUGCAAUGGAUCUGAGUGUGCAAUGGGAUCUGAAUGUGAAACGGGAUCCAAAUGUGUAACGGGAUCUGGGCAUGGGAAUGUGAUGGGAUCCCAGUGUGCAACGGGAUCCAGGUGUGUAAUGGGAUCUGGACAUGGGAAUGUAAUGGGAUCCGAGUGUGCAAUGGGAUCCCAGUGUGUAACAGGAUCUGGGCAUGGGAAUGUAACGGGAUCCGAGUGUGCAACGAGAUCCCAGUGUGGAACAGGAUCCAAAUGUGUAACGGGAUCUGGACAUGGGAAUGUGAUUGGAUCUCAGCGUGUAAUGGGAUCUCAGCAUGUAAUGGGAUCCCAGUGUGCAAUGGGAUCCAGGUGUGCAAUGGGGUGUGGACAUGGGAAUGUAACGGGAUCGAGGUGUGCAACGGUAUCCCAGUGUGGAACAGGAUCCAGAUGUGUAACGGGAUCUGGGCAUGGGAAUGUAACGGGAUCCAGAUGUUCAAUGGGAUCCCAGUGUGCAACGGGAUCCAGGUGUGCAAUGGGAUCUCAAUGUGUAACGGGAUCUGGGCAUGGGAAUGUGAUUGGAUCUCAACGUGUUAUGGGAUCUCAGCACAUAAUGGGAUCUCAGUUGGUAAUGGGAUCCAGAUGUGUAACAGGAUCUGGGCAUGGGAA
Messenger RNA from Catharus ustulatus (Swainson's thrush), 3661 nucleotides. RefSeq names its product SH3 and multiple ankyrin repeat domains protein 2-like. Gene Ontology annotation, molecular function: synaptic receptor adaptor activity; ionotropic glutamate receptor binding. The record is from RefSeq and is a predicted model, not a curated record. NCBI's taxonomy places the organism in Eukaryota, Metazoa, Chordata, Aves, Passeriformes, Turdidae. Gene Ontology annotation, cellular component: postsynaptic density; dendritic spine; postsynaptic membrane.